CAAAUGAAACUCGUGCCAACUUGUGCGGUCGAACCUGGGCGACCUUCAGUUUUGCUUGCAGCUGUGGCCGCGACACACGCUCGAGCUAAUUAUGCUGCAAAGUAUGAGGGUUUUGAAAUUCUUAUCAUAUUAUUUUGCGUGCAGGCAGGUGCAAGCGGCAUGGGCUUGCAAGGGGACCAAUUGCCUACUCUCGGCAAAACACACUGAGCUGUGCUUCUACGACUAUAUAGAACCGACAUAAUGGCAGUGCAGAUGUCCCUGUUCUCGCGAACUCGGGCGCCUACUUGCCCCGGCGCUCGGAGGGCUCGGCCGUCGGCGGUGCGCGUUCAGGCGACUCUGCUGCCUCUGCCCGCCUCCGAGACCCGCUCCACCGUAGAUAGGCUUAAGAAGCUUCGCCUUAUUACUGCUAUCAAGACGCCUUACCUUGCGAACGGCAAAUUUGACCUGCCUGCUUACGAUGCACUGGUCUCGCACCAAAUAGAGAACGGCGUGGAAGGCCUCAUCGUUGGCGGUACCACCGGCGAGGGCCAUCUCAUGUCCUGGGAUGAGCAUGUUAUGCUGAUCGCGCACACGGUGAACGCAUUCGGGGACAAAACUGCCGUCAUCGGCAACACCGGCUCCAACUCGACGCGCGAGGCCCUGCACGCGACGGAGCAGGGCUUUGCUGUCGGUAUGCACGCCUCGCUUCAGAUUAACCCUUACUAUGGCAAGACGAGCAAGGCGGGGCUGCUGAACCACUUCAACGCGGUGCUGAACGAGGGGCCCGCGGUGGUGUACAACGUGCCCGGCCGCACGGGGCAAGACAUUCCCGAUGACGUGGUCAUGGAAAUUUGCCAGCACAGCAACUUUCUGGGCAUGAAGGAGUGCACCGGCAACUCCCGGAUUAAGAACUACACCAGCAAGGGUGUCAACUGCUGGUCGGGCAACGACGACGAGUCACAUGACGCGCGCCACUCCAACGGCGCCGUGGGCGUUAUCUCCGUCACCUCCAACGUCAUCCCAGGCCUCAUGCACAAGCUGAUGCAUGGCUCGCCCGACCCGCAGCUGAACGCGGACCUGAAGGAGCUCAUGGCCUGGAUGUUCUGCGAGCCCAACCCCAUCUCACUCAACACGGCGCUGGCCAUGUGCGGCCUGGCACGGCCCGUGUUCCGGCUGCCGUACGUGCCCCUGAGCCGCGCACAGCGGGAGAAGGGCGCGGUGCUGCUGAACAAGGUGCAGGAGCACAUCCCCGGCUGCAAGAGCGUGCGCGUGAUGGAGGACCACGAGUUCAUCCUGGUCGGGCGGCACUGAGAGGGAGUGGAGCGUGGAGCUUGCGGCGUGGAGCUUGAGGCAUGGAGCACGGGGCGCGCGGAAGGGCGCAGCAGCGGCAGGAGGCGAAGCGGCGCGGCGGAGCAGGAGUGACAAUGAGGCGGCCGUAAAACGCUCUGGACCGGCGGCAGGAGCUGCAGCAGCUCCCUGCGCGCGGAACUUGAAGCGUCUAAGCCUCGUGGGGUUGCGUGACAACCCGUCAAGUCAUGGCGUAUGUGAGGCGUGUCGGGUUAAACCAUUAAGACUUGCGGGUUGUUAAGGAGGAGCGUUAUGACGCUUUCCUGGGGCGGUAUGGGGUAGCAUGUGAGGGUAGCAGGCAUAGCUGUGUCGAUCCCGGGCCGGACCUGUAGCGACGUGCGUGUAGAAGGCUCUUGUAAGGAGCCACAGCGAUACACUUCUGCGGACGUGCGUUUACGCUGCGAAAGGUGUGUUGUACUAGUGCCAUUUGCGCUGCUCUGUGGGGUUCAGCAGCGGGGACCUUUCUUAUCAACUGCUGGCCUCCAUGCAUUCGCCAGCUGCGGAAGGGAUUACUGCGUAUGGUGGUGCGGUGCGGGGAUUAUGAAUAUGGGUAAGUAAACAGGCGCAGGUGCGCUCUGGGCUGCGGCCUGCACAUCACCCAGACCCCUGGUUGGUUGGGGUGAAACGCAAUGGCUACGGUGGCAGAAUGUCGAGCUAGAGACAGCUUUCAGGUGUUGUGCGGCCCUGAUUUGUUGUUGAGGCAGGCGUGGACGCAGGGUUGGUGUGGGACCGGCCGCGCUGCAAUGACUUGCGCCUUGAAUUGCUGCCUUAGCCGGUUGUUGGCCACAGUAGUCUAGGCUGUAGUACGCAUGUAUGACCAUGAACAAGCAGGUUGUGGCAGCAGCUGAUUAGCGAGCGAGCAAUCAACUGCUGUAGGACGGAAGCCAUUGCUACAGACAGCCGGGUGUGAAGUGUGCGCAUGCAAUAGCACGUUGCCAAGAUGUCAACAUGGGUCACACACUGGCCUGUUACGCACCUACUGCCCUCUGCUGCACCCACGAGUGGGUCAAAGUCGUAGCUCUGGACGCACGUGUAUAGACGGGGGUGCGUGUAUAGACGCACCCCAUCACACACAUCAAGCUCGCGCAGCGACUGGGAUAGAUUCAGGGAUAGGCCGGUAGGGAAUGGCCUAGGAAAUGGAUCAGUGUUGCUCCCAGCCUGGUGAGCUGCCUUCAGUGGCUUGGGCUGAUAAGGAACCGCAUGGCGCAGGGCCCUGCCCUGCACGUCGUACGCACAAUCCCGUGGGACAGGUGGAGGAGGUCGACGGCACUCAGUACGUCCAUACCCCUAGGUUCGAAAGCACUUCGCUAUCCACGCUGGUUCACGCAACUGUGACCAGGUUGACGUCGCGCAUCGCAGAGUGCCUUUGGCGACCACCAAUGCUGGCGACAUGCUACCCUGCAUGCACGUGUGCACCCCGCCCAAACUUAAGUCCGCUUC
This is a messenger RNA of Chlamydomonas reinhardtii, 2766 nucleotides long. RefSeq lists its product as uncharacterized. Gene Ontology annotation, molecular function: 4-hydroxy-tetrahydrodipicolinate synthase activity. The coding region runs from base 241 to 1290 and encodes 349 amino acids. NCBI's taxonomy places the organism in Eukaryota, Viridiplantae, Chlorophyta, Chlorophyceae, Chlamydomonadales, Chlamydomonadaceae. The transcript is spliced from 2 exons. The record is from RefSeq and is a predicted model, not a curated record.